Pogona vitticeps (central bearded dragon) is the source of this 1470-nucleotide messenger RNA. Lineage: Eukaryota; Metazoa; Chordata; Lepidosauria; Squamata; Agamidae. The record is from RefSeq and is a predicted model, not a curated record.
GCGGCGAACGUGUAAGGUGUUAGCGAUGGCUCCGGAGAAGGAGCUACUGUAGGCUGGACCUCGUUUCUGAUGGAGACCGGAGUGGGCGGACUCCCCCCCAGGCUUGUGGGAUCGACUUUGGGAUUGAUUUCGGGUUACUGAGAUUCCCGGGAGACAUCGUGGAAAAGAUAUUCUGGGUUCUUCUACCUCAGGAGUUAGUUGUUGGGAUGAAACUCAUCAUUCUAGAGCAUUAUGCGCAGGCUAGUGAGUGGGCAGCAAAGUACAUUAGGAAUCGAAUCGUCCAGUUUAAUCCGGGUCCAGACAGGUAUUUUACCCUUGGGCUUCCCACUGGAAGUACUCCACUAGGGUGUUACAGAAAACUAAUAGAAUAUUGCAAGAAUGGGGAUCUCUCUUUCAAAUACGUGAAAACCUUCAAUAUGGAUGAAUAUGUGGGCCUUCCGAGGGAUCACCCAGAAAGCUACCAUUCCUUCAUGUGGAAAAACUUCUUCCAGCACAUUGACAUCUCUCCCGAAAACACACAUAUUCUCGAUGGGAAUGCAGCUGACCUGCAGGCAGAGUGUGAUACUUUUGAGAAAAAAAUCAAGGCUGCCGGAGGAAUAGAGCUCUUUGUUGGAGGUAUUGGUCCAGAUGGUCACAUUGCUUUCAAUGAGCCAGGGUCAAGCCUUGCAUCCAGAACACGAGUGAAGACCUUGGCUAUGGACACGAUAUUGGCUAAUGCCAGAUUCUUUGAUGAUGACCUCUCUAAAGUGCCCACGAUGGCUCUGACAGUUGGAGUUGGUACAGUCAUGGAUGCCCGAGAGGUUAUGAUUCUGAUUACAGGAGCCCAUAAAGCCCUCGCUUUGCACAAAGCUAUUGAGGAAGGUGUAAACCACAUGUGGACAGUUUCAGCUUUUCAGCAGCAUCCCCGUACUCUCUUUGUAUGUGAUGAUGAUGCCACUCUGGAGCUUAAAAUGAAAACUGUGAAGUACUUUCAAGGUCUGAUGCUUGUUCAUAACAAGCUUGUGGAUCCACUAUACAGUAUGAAAGAAACAGGAGCAGAAACAAACCACACUGAGAAACCAUACAGUGACUAACCUCUUAGCACUCUGCACAACUGAGUCCACAGAGCCUUCUGUUAAUACCUAGGAGGAGAAGGUGUUAAAGUCUUUACAUCUGGAGGAAAACACAUUCUUGGACUGUAUUUGUUAGAAAAUAUCCCUUCCACCUUUCCUGCCUCCACUGCUCCACAACAGCAGAACUAACUCAUGUCAGUUUUGCACUGCUUUAAAAAUUAAGACCAAAUGGAAUGGAAGGCAUUUGUUCUCAUAAAAGGCUGUGACAUGUAUUGAAGGGUAACUAGGAAAGAGAUCUUAACAUGCAACAUGAAUGUCAAUUGCAAAAAUUAUAUAUACUCAAAAAAUGGGAUCUGCAAAAUGUGAAGCUUUUUCUGCCUUUUUUUCUACAUUAAAAAUGUGUACUAUUUCUGAAAAA